AUGAAGUUACGUUCAAAUACCACGUACUCUCUUGACGAUGCCAAUGGUAAUCUUCGUUGGGCAGUCUUACCGGCGGAGGUUAGACUGAUGAUUCUGAAGGAGCUUCUGGAGGAGCUCAAAAGGGGAAAUGAAAGGCAUGAGUUGUCAUACUGGGCAAGUGUUUCCGGGGAAUGGCAAGGUUUCUUCGAACCGCAGAAUUUCCUAGACCUGAAGAUUCAAUUUCCAGGCGUCGACAUUGAUGAUUUGAAUUCAAUCGUCUACGGCUACCGAAGGAAUCUUGUCAAGAAGAUCUCGCUUCAUGUGCAAACCGAGGAGUACGACUCUGCCAACCAGUUUGACAAACCGGAAACCAAGGCCACGAUCAAGGCAAACAAUAAGAUCAUCACCCAGGCUCUAAAGAAGCUGUUCUGUGCUCUUUCAACAUGGGUUCACAGCUCACCCACGGGAGGCAUUAAACUGGAGUUGAGCGCCAGCUCCCCUAGCGAUGCAGACCACCCUUGGAAGCAUCGCCACGGGCUGCUAACUCAACAUGAUCGAAGCCGUACACAUUCCUUGAACUCCAAGCAGCGUCUUCUCGGCAACUUACUAGACCGCAGCUCUAGAUCUCUUAGCCUUGACCAAGUCUCCAUUGUUAAACGCUUCUCCGUGAAUCAACUCUGCUACAGGAGUCUGUCAAGUGCGUUACUAGCCGAAGUUCUCCGGAGUCUAUGUCGUCUCAGAACUAUCAGCUACGAGCCGUGGUAUGCGGUUGAUCAAACAGGCCAAACUCCACGCAACGAGGCAAUGGUCACGUUGCUCGACUUUGCAAGCCAAUCUGCUACGGUCAAAUCAGUACAUCUUUGGGAGGCCCAAUCUUCGCUACAUGGAAACUCUCGUUUUUAUAGGCCUGCCAACGACAACCUUGUAUCGUCGGCAGUCAAUGCAAGUUAUAAUCUCCGAGGCUUUACUCUAUGCCACGCCGUCGACGCCAAAGACUUUUUUCAGCACGCGUCGAAAGACGUGUCAGGGAAUCCUACAGAGGCAAUGAAUGAUGUCCGCGUCUGGCCGGUCCUCUCAUAUCUAGCCUUGACGACACGCAUUGGAGACUUAGCAUCAAGUCCGUCAAACCUAGUAAACCUGCUUCUUGAGGCAAGCGAAGCUGCUUUGCGCAUGCCCUUACUGAGAUUGAUGGAAAUAUGGGCCCCGGGCGCCGGUGAGGUUUUCAUCUUUAGAUACGACGCUCGAAAAGAUGUGGCGCUGCUUACUGUGGCGGCAACAUGGCAGAUCGCCUUGAACGAGAAGGUCGUGAGGUCAUGGGAAAUGGUGGCGUCUCGUUGUGCGCGACGUGAACUCACCUACGAGACGAGGCUGGUCGAGCCGAAGACUACGGCGUCGAACUCAUUAUACGCUUAUUGUUUCUCAUUGCGAUUGGGAAAACUACUCAGGGAGUGGCAAUGGGCCUAA
Molecule: messenger RNA, 1443 nt
Organism: Colletotrichum truncatum
Lineage: Eukaryota; Fungi; Ascomycota; Sordariomycetes; Glomerellales; Glomerellaceae
Source: RefSeq, a predicted model, not a curated record